Molecule: messenger RNA, 573 nt
Organism: Halteromyces radiatus
Lineage: Eukaryota; Fungi; Mucoromycota; Mucoromycetes; Mucorales; Cunninghamellaceae
Exons: 4
Coding region: 57-527 (156 amino acids)
Source: RefSeq, a predicted model, not a curated record
AAAGACACGAGGUUUAAUGAAACUUGUUCAAUUUUUUUUUUUUAUUAUUGAAUAAAAUGCCACGUACAAUUCUUAUAGCUUAUGAUCAUUCUGAAGCCUCAUAUAAAGCGGUCAAUUGGAUACUUGAUCAUCAAAUCCUUCUUCCAGAAGAUAAGAUUUAUAUCACUACAGUAUUGAAUGAUGAUGUAUUAGCAUUUGAAGGAUUUGGAUUAGAAGCUGCGGCUAUUGGUCCUACAGCUUGGAUUAAUGAUGAUUGUGGUGAAAGAGUCACAAAGUUAAAAGAAGAUGCAACUCGAUUAUUGGAAACAAUCAUGCAAGUCUUUAAGAGACACGGCCUUACAGCGACACCACAUAUAUUGAAAGGUGAUGCUACGGAUGCAUUGGUAGAAGAAGCAGAGAAACUAAAAACUGAUAUGGUGAUCGUUGGUUGCAAUGGACGAGGGUUCUUUAAGAGGCAACUACUGGGUUCUGUAUCUGAAGGUCUUACUCGAAAUUUGAAAUGUACUAUCAUGGUAGUCAAACCUUGACCUUGUUAUAAAUAAAAAAAACAAUCAUCUUUUUUUAUAAAUCAUA